UAUGAGAUCAUUGUCUUUGGUGGUCAGGAAGGCAAUUCAACAAAGGAGUGUCUGAAUUUCAAAAACACCCCAUACAACUCCAGCUGGACUUCAGGCCGUUAUACUGCAGCUGUCCUUCCUGCAGAGGACCUCACCGGACCCAGAACCUUCAUCCUGGGGGAUAACCACCAUUAUAAUGGGUUCCACAAUGCUCCUCUUAUCCCCAACCACAACUACACCGUCUACAUUCGGGUCACCAGCCACUGGAAACACGUGGAGAAAUCAUCAUGUGCUUUUGCAGGAUUCCUUCAAAUUCCUGUGAGCAGCAACAUUCACAUCAUUGUGGGGUCGAUUUUAACUGUCAUUUUACUGCUCAUCCUUCUUCUCCUGGUGAUCCUAUGGAGGAGACGCUCUUCACGCAGUAAAUCAAGACGUUCAUCUGAUAUCCCAUUAAAGGCUCAAACUGGAUUGGGUAAGAAGAGAGACAUCCCUGUAGACAAAUUCUUGGAAGUUGUGAAAAAUUUCCGGAAGAAGGAAUUAGCGGACCAGGAUGAAGUGGAGGAAGAGAACGCAAACAUUUCCCCGGUUGGACGGUACCUGGAAUACCAGGAUCUUCCCGGGGGGUUGAUGAGUUCCUGCACUGUAGGCCAAGCUGAGGAGAACCAAGCUAAGAAUCGCUACAAAAAGGUCUUACCAUAUGAUGAUUCCCUCGGGUGGUCCUGAGGUCUGGUCCCUCCAGAUCAAGAUUAUAUAAAUGCCUCCUACGUUGAUGGAUGACAAAGCUCCAAAAAUUAUACAUAGCAACUCAAGGUCCCCUAUCCUGAGACUCUGGCAGACUUCUGGAACAUGGUGUGGCAGGAGAACAAACGUUCCGUCAUUGUCAUGCUGACGGGAUUGCAGGAGCAGAACAAGGUCAAAUGUGAGAGUGCUACUGGCCGGAGCAGAGCCAGCCCUACGGUGACAUCACAGUGUCUGUCCAGAAAAUCACCCAGACUGCCGCCAUCAUCACCCGCACCUUCAGCCUGAAGAAAGCGCAGUCUAUGGUGCAGAUUACGGUGGAUCAGCUCCAGUACUUGCGCUGGCCGGAUCAUGGGGUGCCCAGGAACACGUCUGACCUGGUGCAACUGAUAGAACUGAUGGACAAGUGUAGGACCCCCGGGUCCGGACCCACCAUCGUACAUUGCAGUGCUGGGAUUGGCAGAACGGGCACAUUUAUAGCACUGGAUAUUCUCCUGAAGAUGGCGCAUGCAGUGAAGAAAGUGAAUGUCUAUAAGUGUGUGUCAGAGCUGAGGAAGAAGAGAGUGAAGAUGGU
Molecule: messenger RNA, 1291 nt
Organism: Staurois parvus
Lineage: Eukaryota; Metazoa; Chordata; Amphibia; Anura; Ranidae
Source: the annotation of a GenBank genome assembly